AUGCGGGUGAGAACGUACCACCGGCACCGCAUCAACAAGAGUAGCCCCUUGCUUGCCGCACUUGUGACCACCAACGUUGCCUACUCACUCUUUUUUGCACUCCCUGUUCUUGCGGCGUCGCUGCGCAAACGGUGGGAUAGAGGAAUUACUUCGAGUCAGCAGACAUGGUGUGUUUGUAUUGCAGUUUUCUGGUUUAUGGCGGAGCUGCCUCGUCUGUUUUUUGGUCACACAAGUAACCGGCAAGAGUACGUGCCAGGCCUUAUUCGGUUUUUGGGAUUGACGUUGUUGCCUCAACUUCCCUUCGUGGUUCUCUACAAUGUCAUGUGGCCGCAGCCGGACUCCCUCGAUUAUGCCGUCAGUGUUACGAUGCUCAUACUACUUGUGGCGGAGUUUUUUUGCUCCGUCAAGCUCCUAGGCACGCUCGUAAAAAGCAACCAGAUAGAGUACUAUGUCUACAGGAUGCACGUCAGCGGUGAGUAA
Messenger RNA from Trypanosoma conorhini, 480 nucleotides. RefSeq lists its product as uncharacterized. The record is from RefSeq and is a predicted model, not a curated record. NCBI's taxonomy places the organism in Eukaryota, Euglenozoa, Kinetoplastea, Trypanosomatida, Trypanosomatidae. The coding region runs from base 1 to 480 and encodes 159 amino acids. The transcript has a single exon.